AUGACGGCGCAACAAUCACUAAGAGUCCUUUCGCUCUCGGGCGAGGAGCUCGUGACCGUGUACUUCCAGGCGCCAGCCACCAUCAGGCAGCUGAAGGAAGCACUGAAAGAUGCCUGCAACCUGCCACGAUUUCGACAGAAACUGCUGCUGCAACAGCGGGUCCUCGCAGACGAUCAAGAUCUUGACCAGGUCCUCGACCUGCAGCUCGUGAAGCUGAGUUACACCGCGGCCACCGACGCUCAAAUCGAAGGCCUGCUGCGCGCUGCAGCAGACGGUGCAGUUGACAGAGUCGAAGACAUCCUGCAGCGGCCACAGAACCCGAACGACUACCUGCGAAUCCACCUAGAAGAGCACACAGACAUCUACGCGAGCGCUCUAUCUUUCGCAGCACGCGAGAACCACACGGACGUCAUGCAGCUGCUUGCGCCCGGGAGCGACAUCGCGCUGUGGCUGGCUUCCCGCAACGGCCACCAGGCAGCAGUUCGAGUUCUGCUGGAAGCGAGAGCCGACGUCGACUGCUACAAGGAUAGCACAGCUUUGUACGCAGCGGCUGAGCACAACCACCCACAAGUCGUACAGGUGCUGCUAGAGUCCAUUGCAGAUGUGCGCAAGCCAAAUUCGGCAGACACAUGGACACCGCUCCAGGCCGCCUGCUUCUUCGGGCAUUGCAACGUAGCAAAGCUUCUGCUGUCCCAUCGAGCCGAUGCUAUGCGUUCGCAACAGAACGACCCAAACAGCCCGUUCAGACUUGCCCUCGACCAAGGGCACACUCUUGUUGUCCAGCUCAUCCAAGCAAGCCUCAAAGACCGAGACAGAAAACGCACGGCGCCAACCUCAGUGCGUGAGCACCUCACACCAGCACCCUGGAUCGGCAAUUCUGCACGCUCCAGGCAGUCGACCUGA
Messenger RNA from Symbiodinium pilosum, 903 nucleotides. The record is from the annotation of a GenBank genome assembly. Lineage: Eukaryota; Dinophyceae; Suessiales; Symbiodiniaceae.